This is a messenger RNA of Perognathus longimembris pacificus (Pacific pocket mouse), 3304 nucleotides long. It is a transcript of the gene Zc3h14, whose product is annotated as zinc finger CCCH-type containing 14. Gene Ontology annotation, cellular component: cytoplasm; nucleus. Gene Ontology annotation, biological process: regulation of mRNA stability. NCBI's taxonomy places the organism in Eukaryota, Metazoa, Chordata, Mammalia, Rodentia, Heteromyidae. The coding region runs from base 253 to 2358 and encodes 701 amino acids. The record is from RefSeq and is a predicted model, not a curated record. Gene Ontology annotation, molecular function: metal ion binding; poly(A) binding. The transcript is spliced from 17 exons.
GGGAGCCGGGCCUGGCGGGCGGUUGCCAGGAGUAACGGGGCCGGUGGGCCCGGCCCGCCGGGCGCCUCCUGGUCGUCACCGGCUUCAGGCCUUGGCGAGAGCGGCGGGCCUCGGGGUCGCGGCCGGGACCCCGCUGACGCGUGCGGGAAUGGCGGGAGCAACGCAAGGGAGGCCGAAGCGCAACUCAGUGCCAUUAAGGGGAAAUUGCAAGAAUUAGGAGCUUACGUGGAUGAAGAACUUCCUGAUUACAUUAUGGUGAUGGUGGCCAACAAGAAAAGUCAGGACCAAAUGACAGAGGACCUGUCCCUGUUUCUGGGGAACAACACAGUUCGAUUCACUGUAUGGCUUCAUGGUGUAUUAGAUAAACUUCGUUCUGUUACAACCGAGCCUUCUAGUCUAAAGUCUCCAGAUACCAACAUCUUUGAUAGUAAUGUGCCUUCAAAUAAGAACAGUUUUGGCCGAGGAGAUGAGAGAAGGCAUGAAGCCGCAGUGCCUCCCCUGGCCAUUUCUAAUACUAGAUCUGAGAAAAGAGAUUCCAGAGGUUCUUCAAGUUCACAGGAACAGAAAACCACUAGUGUUAGACAGACUUAUGAUGAUGGUGCUGCAACCCGACUAAUGUCAACAGUGAAACCCCUGAGGGAGCCGGCCCUCUCUGAAGAUGUGAUUGAUAUUAAGCCAGAGCCAGAUGACCUCAUCGAUGAAGACCUUAAUUUUGUACAAGAGAAUCCAUUAUCUCAGAAGAAACCUACAGUGACACUCACAUAUGGUUCUUCUCGUCCUUCUAUUGAAAUUUAUCGACCACCUGCAAGUAGAAAUGCAGAUGGUGGUGGUCAUUUAAAUAGGUUGCAAUUUCAGCAGCAGCAAAACAGUAUUCAUGCUGCCAAGCAACUCGAAAUACAGAACAGCCAGGUGUAUGAAACAGGACGUUUGUGCGAACCAGAAUUGCUCAACAGUUUGGAAGAGACUUACAGUCCCUUCUUCAGAAACAACUUGGAAAAAACAAAUAUGGAGGAUGAAAACUUUCGGAAGAGAAAGUUGCCUAUGGUAAGUUCAGUGGUUAAAGUAAAAAAAUUCAGUCAUGAUGGAGAAGAGGAGGAAGAGGAUGAUGAUUUUGGCUCCCGAACAGGAAGUGUGUCCAGCAGUGUGUCAGUGCCAGCAAAGCCUGAAAGGAGACCUUCUCUUCCACCUUCUAAACAAGCAAAUAAGAAUCUAAUUUUGAAGGCUAUCUCUGAAGCUCAAGAAUCUGUAACAAGAACAACUAACUAUUCUGCAGUCCCACAGAAACAAACACUUCCAGUUGCUCCCAGAACUCGAACUUCUCAAGAAGAAUUGCUAGCAGAAGUAGUCCAAGGGCAAAGUAGGACACCUAGAAUAAGUACUUCCAUUAAAGAAGAGGAAACAAAAGGAGAUAAUAUAGAAAAAAGCCAAGGAGCUCAGCAGAGGCAGUUGUUAUCCCGACUGCACAUUGACCCGGUCAUGGCAGAAACGCUAGAAAUUAGUCAAGAUUACUAUGACAUGGAAUCCAUGGUCCAUGCAGACACAAGAUCAUUUAUUCUGAAGAAGCCAAAGCUGUCUGAGGAAAUAGUAGUGGCACCAAACCAAGAGUCGGGGAUGAAGACUGCAGAUACCCUUCGGGUACUUUCAGGACACCUUAUGCAGACACGAGAUCUUGUACAACCAGAUAAACCUGCAAGUCCCAAGUUUAUAGUGACGCUGGAUGGUGUCCCCAGCCCCCCAGGAUACAUGUCAGAUCAAGAGGAGGACAUGUGCUUUGAAGGAAUGAAACCCGUAAACCACCCUGCAGCCUCACACAAGGGACUCAGAGGGCUCCUCCACCCACAGCAAUUGCAGUUGAUGAGCAGGCAGCUUGAGGACCCAGAUGGUAGCUUUUCCAACGCUGAGAUGAGUGAACUGAGCGUGGCCCAGAAGCCAGAAAAGCUGUUGGAGCGCUGCAAGUACUGGCCCGCUUGUAAAAAUGGGGACGAGUGUGUGUACCAUCACCCGGUCGCGCCUUGCAAAGCCUUCCCCAAUUGUAAAUUUGCUGAAAAAUGUUUGUUUGUUCAUCCAAAUUGUAAAUAUGAUGCUAAGUGCACUAAGCCAGACUGCCCCUUCACUCACAUGAGCAGGAGGGUUCCAGUGCUGCCUCCAAAACCAGUUACAACACCAUCGCCAUCUUCUAGUGGUCAGCUCUGCCGUUACUUUCCAGCUUGUAAGAAAAUGGAGUGUCCUUUCUAUCAUCCAAAACACUGUAGAUUUAACACUCAGUGCACGAGACCAGACUGCACAUUUUAUCACCCCACCAUCGCGGUACCACCAAGACAUGCCUUGAAGUGGAUUCGACCACAAACUAGCGAAUGACACCCAGUCUUAGCUGGCAGAAGAUCGUGCAGUUUGAAAGCUUCCGUCUAUUGAUGAAAGACCAUAGAACUUGUCAAAUCUUUGAAGCUUGGAAUAUAUUGCUAUCCUAAUAUGAAGUUUAUUGCCUAUUUGAAGUGUCUAAUUUUUCAAGUUUGUAAGUUUAUUAAGUGGUUUUAACAUUGGGGUUUUUGUUGUUGCUGUUUGAUUUUUACUAUGAAGAGGCAGUUUGGGGACAGCUCCGGUGCUCUUAAGCAGCAUUUGCAGUGUCCUAUCUUUGACAGUACUGCAGUUGGGGCAGAACUGUCAUGAGGCCAGUGUCCUGAAAGUUGAAUUUCUGCUUCCCCAAAGAGGAUGUGUUUGUAAUGCACUAUGAACAUGAGGGGGCUGCAAGUACUGUGAGGCAGCACAUGGUAACACAGGCUGUGUGGGCACUACAUUGGUAGUGUGGCGCCCAGGUCCCUUGCCUUCUGUGAACGACGUGGCGUGUGGGGUGAAGACAAGUGCAAGAAUACAAACAACUCCUUAAAAUGACUUCAUUUACUGUUAACAUACUUUUAAAAUAAAUUUUUUGGGGAACUACAUUAUCACAAAAUUAUAGGAAAGUUUUUACAAGUAUAUACAUUAAAGUACCAGAAAACAGACUUUAAAUUCACAAGAUUAUAUACAUAUAUAUUCCCACAUUCUGAAAAAUAACAUUCUCAGAAAUGUCUACCGAAAAUAUACUUAGUUAUUACCGAAGAUAAUUUUUGAAAUGUAAAAAUUAGAUUUAAGUAGUAUAUUUUAAAUGACAGAACUAUAUAAUUACAGAGCGCUCAGAUGGGUAAAUACAGAAUUCAAUGAAACUUGGCUUACUGUAUUAAUUGUGGAGUUUUUGUGUGUUUGGUUUUUAUAAUUGUUAAGGCAAGAAGUGUUAUGUUUUAAAAUUAAAUAACAAAUGGAAAACUGA